AUGGGCCAACAGGAGGAUGUCGAGGCCAGGGACUAUGCGCCGGCUCCCCCAGUCUACGGCGAUGAGAAACGAAACGACAUGCGGGCGAUGGUCGAGGCCAGCCUGCACGACACCCGGUACAACCAGACACAGCGAGGCCUGAAGUCGCGACAUGUCCAGAUGAUGGCCCUGGGAGGCACCAUUGGAACUGGUCUCUUCGUUGGCUCGGGUCAGGCGCUGUCUACGGGCGGCCCUGCGUUCCUAGUCGGAGCUUACCUGCUCAUCGGGAUCCUCGUCUACCUUGUUGUUACGGCUAUUGCAGAGGUCGGUACCUAUUUGCCCGUCCACGGCGGCACGAUGAGUUACUACGGCUUCCGUUACGUUUCGCGCAGCUUGGGCUUCUCGCUCGGAUAUCUAUACUGGUACUCUCUCGGCAUUCUGGUGCCGAACGAGAUUGUUGCUGCUUCGCUGAUCGUGGGCUACUGGGACGACUCCAUCAAUAUUGCUGUCUGGAUCUCUAUCUUCCUUGUCGUCAUCAUUGCGCUGAACUUGCUACCGGUACGCUGGUAUGGAGAGAGUGAGUUCUGGUUUGCCAGUCUCAAGGUCAUCAUGAUGUUUGGCCUCAUCAUCCUCGCCUUUAUCCUCUUCUGGGGCGGAGGCCCGUCACGCCAGCGACUCGGAUUCCACUACUGGACACACCCGCGGCCGGCGAACGAGUACAUUGUCACCGGUGACGCUGGCCGAUUUGUGGCAUUCCUCAAAUGCGUCGUCCUCAGUGCCUUCGCGUUCCUCUUCGCCCCUGAGCUCAUCAUCCAGACAGCCGGUGAGAUGGAGUCGCCUCGACACAACAUCCCACGAGCCUCUCGCCGCUUCUUCUACCGUCUAGCAUUCUUCUACAUUCUCGGGUCACUGGCCAUCAGUGUCACCUGUCCCUCAAGCGAAGCGUCCCUGACCAACGGUGGCGCUGGUGCUGGCUCGUCCCCCUUCGUUUUCGGCAUCAAGAACGCCGGCAUUGCUGUUCUCCCUAGUAUCGUGAACGCCGUCAUCCUUACCUCUGCCUGGAGUUCGGGUAAUUCGUACCUCUACAUGUCAUCCCGAGCUCUCUACUCACUUGCCGUGGCCGGCGACGCGCCACACAUCUUCAGGGCCUGUAACCGCUACGGUCUGCCUUAUAUGGCCCUGGCUGCUAGUGCUCUCUUCCUCCCGCUCGCCUACCUGGCUGUCGGCAGCGGCAGCUCCCGUGUCUUCAACUGGUUCGUCAGUUUCACCAACACGUCCGCGUUUAUCAGUUGGACGUGCUGCUGUAUUAUCCACUUCCGCUUCACCAAGGCCGUUAAAGUCCAGGGCAUCGAGCUCACGUACAAGUCAAGAUUCCAACCCUGGGGAGCUCGUAUCGGUAUCGUCUUCUUCAUCAUCUUGAUCCUCAUCAACGGGUUCGACAAACUCUUCCCCCAGAAGUUCAAUGCUUCCGACUUCCUGACUGCCUACAUCGGCAUCCCGGCUUUCUUGAUCGUCUACUUUGGCCACCGCUGGUACACCAGGGAGGACCCCUGGUGCUGGCGGCCUGAGGACAUCGACAUGGUUACCGGUUUGGACGAGAUCAUCGCUGCCGAGCGCCCAGUUCGCAAGCGCACGGGAGUCAUGAAAUAUAUCAGCUACAUAUACGAGUAA
Molecule: messenger RNA, 1650 nt
Organism: Nannizzia gypsea CBS 118893
Lineage: Eukaryota; Fungi; Ascomycota; Eurotiomycetes; Onygenales; Arthrodermataceae
Product: proline-specific permease
Exons: 1
Coding region: 1-1650 (549 amino acids)
Biological process (GO): amino acid transmembrane transport
Cellular component (GO): membrane
Molecular function (GO): amino acid transmembrane transporter activity
Source: RefSeq, a predicted model, not a curated record